Molecule: messenger RNA, 1206 nt
Organism: Calliphora vicina (urban bluebottle blowfly)
Lineage: Eukaryota; Metazoa; Arthropoda; Insecta; Diptera; Calliphoridae
Product: protein insensitive-like
Exons: 1
Coding region: 1-1206 (401 amino acids)
Biological process (GO): negative regulation of Notch signaling pathway; positive regulation of neuron differentiation
Cellular component (GO): nucleus
Molecular function (GO): transcription corepressor activity; DNA binding
Source: RefSeq, a predicted model, not a curated record
AUGUCUGUAGUCAUCGGAUCAGCAGACAAAUUCAGGAAUAAUCGCCCCUUGAUGGUUAAUGCCUGGUCACAGACGACAGGCACUGACUUUUCAUAUCUCCAUGAAAUCGAAAAUAGAGAGCAGCAAUCUCAGAGGGAAAGGGAAUUAGAAGAAAAAAUAAGAGUACUGGAGGAAAAUCUCAAGGCUCAUACAGAACUACUAUCUCAAAUACAUGCGACAUCGGCAAGGACAUCAGCAUUACUGUCACAGCAGCAACCACAAAGUCAGCCAAUAAAUAAUAUUGAUUACAAAAACAACAGCAACAGCAGCGCUAAUAUCAGCGGCAAUAGUACUAGGGCAAUAGAAGUAAGUCCCAAAAUUGUUACUGCCCAAAACGACACACAUCAAGUGAAUUGUGCUCCUGCAGAAUGCAUCAAAUAUACAAUUUUAGCUGAAGGUAAAGUGAAUGACAAUGAUGAACCAAUAGAAAUCCAUUUGGCCGAAGAUUCAGUUUUAAACAGUUCUGCUGAAUCAGGCCGGUUAGAAAUUUGUCUGGAUACCGAAGAAAAUAUUGAAGAUAAUAAUACAACGACAUUACAUCAUCAGAUGGCUCCAACAACUUCAAACACAACGCAGCAAAAUGAUACAAAAAAUGAAACAAUUAUAUUUACUAAUAAUAUACAACAAAAACUACCAACCCAAAAACGUCGUAUCGUUUACGGCAAUAGUUUACGUAAGACAGCUAAGGUCAGAAUUACGAACGUAAACACCACAACAAUCCAAAAUGUCAUUCCGUCACUCACAGACAGUAGCAACGCUGAUACGAGCAUCAUUACCUUCGAUCCAGAAAAUGUAAUGGUAUCGAUUGGGCCCAAUGACACACGGAUACCAGCAAAGUUGUAUGAUAAUAUGAAUUGGACAUUUGCCUCCAUUGCCACUAGGAGGCUUCUAAUGGCCAUAUUCGAUCGGAAGGUCUUGGCUACACACUCGAUGACUGGCAAGCCUUCGCCGGCCUUUAAGGACCAAGGCAAACCACUGAAACAAAUGUUGGAUCCGCUUGUAAUAGCAGAUAUUAUAUUUGCGGUAACUCGCAAGUGUCAAGUUUCCGACAAAGAAGUGCGUAAUGCCAUCACAACGAAAUGUGCCGAUGAAAAUAAGAUGAUGAAGCUACAAAUGAAUAAACGAACGCCAAUGAGGGAAAUUAAUAAAGAAAAUCUAACUGGUUAA